Lobosporangium transversale is the source of this 1429-nucleotide messenger RNA. RefSeq names its product cell cycle control protein. Gene Ontology annotation, cellular component: endoplasmic reticulum; plasma membrane; Golgi apparatus. The record is from RefSeq and is a predicted model, not a curated record. The coding region runs from base 164 to 1366 and encodes 400 amino acids. NCBI's taxonomy places the organism in Eukaryota, Fungi, Mortierellomycota, Mortierellomycetes, Mortierellales, Mortierellaceae. The transcript is spliced from 6 exons.
AGAAACUUCAACUUUCAUCUGUUCACCUCCAUUCAUCAUCUCGCUUUGACCAUUAUCGACUUCCUCUUUCUUUACGGAACAUACCAAACUCUACUUCACACUACAACAAUAACAGCAGCAGUUUCCCACCUACUGACCUACUUUCCAUAUUCUCUAUAACGUGAUGGAUGAAGUUCCCAAGAGACGGCCACCAAAUACCUCAUUCAAGCAACAGCGCUUGAAGGCAUGGCAACCAAUCCUGACUGCAAAGACUGUCCUUCCCACCUAUUUCAUUAUCGGCAUCUUGUUCGCACCGUUAGGUGGUUUACUUGUGUGGAGGAAUAACCAGGUAUCAGAGCUGUCAUUUGAGUAUACAGCCUGCAAAGAUGCAAUGACAAAGACAGUAGUUCCCGAAUCAACUUUUGUGCACUCUUCAGCAGUUGGACAGUUCGACAAGCCUACAUAUAUGAUUCUGCGAGACCAGAACCAAUCUGUUAGUUCACCUAUUGACAAUUCCGCUGAACCCUACGUCUACACGGUUCAGCGAUGCUCAGUCCAGGUUACCAUUCCAGUAGAUUUGCAACCGCCUGUGAUGCUUUAUUACAAACUCACUAACUUUUAUCAGAAUCAUCGCAAAUAUACCAAGAGCCUCGAUCACAAGCAACUUAGUGGUGAGGCCAGUUCAUUGGAGGAGAUAAGAUCGAGGAAAGGCUGUCCUCCCAGCGAUGAACUGAUCUAUCCAUGCGGCUUUAUCGCCAAUUCAAUGUUCAAUGAUACUAUCAGUGAUCUAUUUCAGGUGGCAAGUGAGGGUCAUGGGGUUAUUUACGCUUUUGAGCACACAGGAAUCGCUUUAGCUGCAGACAAAGGGAAAUAUGGUAAAACCAAGUAUACAGACUUUACCACCGUCCGUCCACCUCCUUAUUGGGCUGGACGUUGGCCAGGCGGAGAAUAUUCCACAAUUUUCCCCCCUCCUGAUCUUUCUACUGACGAGCAUUUUCAAGUCUGGAUGAGGACUUCAGGAUGGCCCACCUUCUUGAAGCCAUAUGGCCGUAACGACAAGGAUAUCCUAAGAGCUGGAGACUAUCAAAUGUCGAUUGAUAUGAACUUUCCUAUUGAGACUUAUGGUGGAAAGAAGUAUAUUGUUAUUUCGACCAUCGGUGCCAUUGGAGGGCGUAACAACUUUUUGGGUAUUAUAUUCAUUGUGACCGCCAUUCUUUGUGCAGGUUUGGGAGUCAUCUUCACUGCAUUCCACAUCAUUAAACCACGUAUCAUUGGCGAUCACUCCAAGAUCUCAUUUGGAGCUGAAGCAACAGUGCAUACACGUUCCGCAAACAGAGCAGAUGAUGUGGGCGGCAACCGCAUACGGUCUCGUUAUGAAGACGAUUAAAGAUCCCUGAAAACAGAUAGAAGGAGUUGAAGAUCCAAUAUCAUAGUACUUUGACAUUUAUCU